GGUGGCAGCCCCGGCGCCGGCCCCGUGCCGUUGCGCGUCCUCCUGGAUGGUUACUUCAAGGUGCUCAACUCGGAUCUUCCCGUCGCUUCGCUGGCACCGGAGGCGGCCGGUGGCCUCAUCGCUCUGCGCGUCCUCAUGCUGGAUGCCAUCCCAGCCAUGCUGAGCUGUGAGGACCGGCCGGUCCUCCAAGCCGUCUUUCUGAGCAACAACUGCUUUGAGCACAUCAUCCGCCUCCUCCAAAACAGCAAGGUCUUUGAGGGUGGCUCCGACACCAUCGCGGUCCAUGCCGUCGGGGUUCUCACUGCCAUCAUGAGCAACUCGCCAUCAGCCAAGGAGGUGUUCAAGGAGCGCAUCGGCUAUGCCCACCUCUACGAGGUGUUGAGGAGCCAAGGCCAACCCACCCAGCGCCUGCUCCAGGAGCUCCUCAACAUGGCAGUGGAGGGCGACCACAGCUCCUUCCCGGUGCUCCCCAUCCGCAAUGAGCAACCCCUGCUCAUCCUGCUGGCCUGGCUGCCGGCGCUGCCGUGCCGGGAGCUCCAGGUCUUCCUCUCGGGCUGGUUGCGGCGCCUCUGCGAAGCCUCCUUGCCCAGCCGCCUCACCUGCAUCAAGGCGGGCAUGGUGGGCUGCCUGCUGGGGGCCCUGGCCACCGAACCAGCGCUACCGGCUGCCUGCUCCGAAAAUUUACUGGAGCUGCUGCGGGCGUUGGGCAGCCUCUCCAUCCGCCCCGGAGAGCUGCGGCAGCUCCUACGGCUGUUGCGGCAUGAACGGGGUCGGGGACCACAUCCCUACGUGGCGCCCGUCAUCCGGGCGCUCUCGGGGAUGGCACGAGUGGAGGGACCCCCCCGGGCCCAGGACACCGAGUGGGGCAGCCCCACCUCCCUGGAGGGUCACCUGGGCUCCGUGGCCAUCUUCUGCGAGGCUCUGCAGCAAACCCAGGUCAAGGCGCUCUUCUGCGUGGGACCAAAUGUCACAUCGCCGUUUACGCUGGAAGGUGACUUGGUGGAGCUCAGCAGCAAGCUCUUGUUGUACUACACCCCCCAGGCCUGCAGGAACAACAUCUGCCUGGACCUUUCUCCCAGCCAUGGCUUCGAUGGGAGGCUGACGGGGCACAAGGUGGUCAACUGGGACAUCAAGGAUGUGGUCAACUGCGUGGGUGGCAUGGGCGUGCUGCUGCCCCUGCUCGAGCAAGUGGUGUCCAAGAAGGAGGAACCUGAGGAUGCGCAGGAGACCAACGACCUGGUGGGACCAGAGCUGAUGCAUGCUCAUCCCACUGGGCAAGUCUUCAGGCUGGAGAGGAACAGCGUGGCCGCCUUCCUGCUGCUGGUGAAGAACUUCAUCCAGAAUCACCCGGUGAACCAGGAGAGCCUGGUGCAAUGCCAUGGGCCGGCCAUCAUCGGGGCACUGCUGCAGAAGGUCUCUGGGCCGCUGUUGGACAUGAGCACAUUGAUGGCCUCACAGAUCCUCAUGGAGCAGGUUGCCUCCGAGGGCAGUGGGCUCCUGCUGCACCUCCUCUACCAGCAUCUCCUCUUCGACUUCCGCAUCUGGAGCAACAGCGACUUCGCCGUCCGCUUAGGUCAUAUCCAGUAUCUGGCCAACAUCGUCAAGGACCACAAGCAACGCAUCCGUAAGAAGUACGGGGUGCAGUACAUCCUUGACUCCAUCCGCACUUACUAUGGCACCUCCAGGGAGAAGACCACAGCCACCGACGACAUCAAGACAGUGCAGACGUCCCUCUUCAGCUUGGUGAAGGAUUUCUUCUGCCGGAGCUUCUCCGGGGAGGAGAUGCAGAGCUUGCUGAACUAUGUGGCUGGAGCACAGGAUGAGCAGCAGGUGUGCGGGGCGCUGGAGGUGGUCCACAGCCUGCUGAAGGGCUCGCCUGCCCAGGAGCAGCUCUUCGCCUUCCUCUUUGAGCCGGGCCAUGUGGAGGUCCUCUUCUCUCUGCUGGUGCAGAAGAAGUUCUCGGAUGAAGUGCGGGAGAGGGUCUUCAAGAUCCUCUACAAGAUGUUGAAGUAUGACAAGGUCCCUGAGCGCAGCAAGAACCGCCUGAAGCUGAAGGACAUUGGGUACCAGGGGCUCAUCACCUGCCUCAGUGACAUCCCCGGCUCCAUGCUGCUCUUCCGCUGUCUCUCGGAGCAGGUCCUCGGGGCAGACCCUCCCAACUACAAGGACCUGGUGGCUGUGGUCUACCUGUCCCACCGGGCUGAGCUGACCGUCCGGCUCGAUAUCUGCCGCAAGCUCUUCCACUUGAUCUACGCGCAGCAGGACUUGGUGAAGCAGCUGGCGAGGUUGGCUGGCUGGCAGGACACACUCACCAAGCUCUACGUCAAGGAGUCCUACGACGGUCGCACCAAGUCCUUCCACUCCUACAACUUCAAGUCUUUCGACUCUUCUGACCGGGCCAGCCGCUCGUCCUCCAACCCUGGUGAUGGUCCUCCCUUUGAUGGUGUCUACCACCCACUCUCACCCUUCUCCACCUCACCCUUCGACCUGGGGCUUGACCUGGCCAGCACCAGCUCCAUGGCCACGGCCGAGAGCAGCACACAGACCCCCGCCAGCGGCCCUGGCACCCCCUCACCCCUGGAGAGCUUCAAACCCUUCCCCGGGAUGCGAGCCCGCAAGAGCUCCAGCCUCUCCAACGUCCUGGAUGAGAGCAGUUACCAGGACACGCUGCCCAGCGACAAUGUCUCCAACACCAGCAACCCCCAGCAAACGCCCGAGGAGGAGCUCUGCAACCUCUUGACCAACAUCAUCUUCUCGGUGACCUGGUGUGGGGUGGAGGGCUGGGACGACACAGCGUGGAGGGAACGUGGGCAGGUCUUCUCCGUCCUCACCAAGCUGGGGACGGCGUGCGAGCUGGUGCGACCCCCUGAUGAGAUCAAGCGGAGCCUGCUGGAGAUGAUGCUGGAGUCAGCGCUGACGGACCUGAAGGAGUCGGGACCAGCCACCCUGCCCGGGCUCACCCACAAUGCCCUCAAGCUGCUGCGGCUGCUCCAGGACUUCUUGUUCUCCGAGGGACACAACAACCAGGCACUGUGGAGCGAGAAGAUCUACGAGGGGGUGAGCAGUCUGCUGGACAAGCUGGGCGUCUGGUACCACCUGGCCAACGGCACCUCCGACCUCAAGGAGAUGGCCCAGACGGGUCUACGCAUCCUGGUGGGCUACAUCCUGCUGCAGGACCCCCAGCUGCACUCGCUGGCGUACGUGAAGCUGCACAGCCUGCUGCAGACCUCCUCGGCCCCCAAAAAGGAUGAGGCUUGCUACCUACUGGGCAAACUGGAGACCCCCCUGCGACGCUCAUUGGAUGCCAAGUCGGAGACUUUCUCCUGGUUGGUGCCCAUCAUCCGGACACUCAUGGACCAGUGCUACGAGACCCUGCAGCUGCAGCUCUUCCUGCCCUCCUUGCCCCCCACCAACGGCAGCCCAACUUUCUAUGAGGACUUCCAGCUCUUCUGCACCACUCCAGAGUGGAGAAGCUUCAUUGAGAAGCACGUGCAGCCCACCAUGGCCCAGUUUGAGAUGGACACCUUCGCCAAGAGCCACGACCACAUGUCCAAUUUCUGGAACGCCUGCUACGAUGCCAUGAUGAGCAGCUCGCAACGGCGGGAGCAGGAGAAGGCAGCCAGCCGCAAGAUGUUCCAGGACCUGGUGCUGGAGCCGGCGGCCAAGCGCGCCAAGGCAGAAAACGCCCGGCACACCAACGUCCUCAAGCAGGCCAACAACCACCACAGCACCGUGCUGAAGCAGUGGCGGUCCCUGUGUCGCCUCCUCACCUCUCCCCGCUCUGCCUGGGCUGACCGGAACCCACCGGAGGUUCGCUGGAAGCUGUCAGGUGCUGAGACCUACUCCCGGAUGAGGCUGAAGCUGGUGCCCAACCUGAAUUUUGACCAACACUUGGAGGCCAGUGCCCUACGGGACAACCUGGGAGCUGACCACCUCCACAACCCCACCGAGUCCCUCCCGCUCGCCAUGGCCAAGGAGGCCAAGGUGAGCGAGCUGGAGGAUGACCAACUGGCCGAGGAGGACCUCCCUGUCCUGGACAACCAGGCUGAGCCCAAGGAGCAGAACCAACGGGAGAAGCUGGUGGUCUCGGAGGACUGCGAGCUGAUCACGACAGUGGCCGUCGUCCCUGGACGCCUGGAGGUGACAACCCAGCACGUCUACUUCUACGACGGCAGCAGCGAGAAGGAGGAGACGGAGGGAGGGAUCGGUCACGACUUCAAGCGCCCCUUGUCCCACCUGCGCGAGGUCCACCUGCGCCGCUACAACCUGCGCCGCUCCGCGCUCGAGCUCUUCUUCAUCGACCAGGCCAACUACUUCCUCAACUUCAAGAAAAAGGUGAGGAACAAGGUGUACUCCUGCAUCCUCGGCCUGCGUCCCCCCAACCAGAUCUACUUUGGCAGUCGGUCGCCCCAGGAGCUUCUGAAAGCCUCGGGGCUCACUCAGAAAUGGGUCCUGCGGGAGAUCUCCAACUUUGAGUACCUCAUGCAGCUGAACACGAUAGCGGGGCGCACCUACAACGACCUCUCCCAGUACCCCGUGUUCCCCUGGAUCCUACGGGAUUAUGUCUCGGAGACCCUCGACCUCACUGACCCAGCCGUGUUUCGGGACUUGUCCAAGCCCAUUGGGGUGGCCAACGAGCGGCACGCCCGGGAUGUGAAGGAGAAGUAUGAGAGCUUCGAGGACCCCACGGGCACCGUGGACAAGUUCCACUACGGCACACACUACUCCAACGCAGCGGGCGUCAUGCACUACCUGAUCCGCACCGAGCCCUUCACCACCCUCCACAUCCAGCUGCAGUCCACCAGGUUUGACUGCUCGGACCGGCAGUUCCACUCGGUACCUGCGGCGUGGCAAGCCCGCAUGGAGAACCCUGUAGACGUCAAGGAGCUCAUCCCUGAGUUCUUCUACUUCCCCGAGUUCCUGGAGAACCAGAACGAUUUCGACCUGGGCUGCCUACAGCUCUCCAACGAGAAGGUGGGCGACGUGGUCCUGCCCCGGUGGGCACGUUCCCGGGAGGACUUCAUCUACCAGCACCGCAAAGCCCUGGAGUCAGAGUACGUCUCAGCCCACCUCCACGAGUGGAUCGACCUCAUUUUCGGGUACAAGCAACGAGGCCCAGCUGCCGUGGAGGCCCUCAACGUCUUCUACUACUGCACCUAUGAGGGGGCUGUGGACCUGGACGCCAUCGCCGACGAGACGCAGAGGAAGGCUCUGGAGGGCAUCAUCAGCAACUUUGGGCAGACGCCAUGCCAGCUGCUCAAGGAGCCCCAUCCUGCCCGGCUGUCAGCAGAGAGCGCUGCGCGGAGGCUGGCCCGCCUCGACACCCGCUCACCCAACGUCUUCGAGAACCUGGACCAGCUUAAGUCCUUCUUUGUGGAGGGCAUCAGCGAUGGGGUGGCCCUGGUGCAAGCUGUGGUCCCCAAGAACCAGGCGCACUCCUUCAUCACUCAGGGAUCACCCGACGUCCUGGUCACCGUGAGUGCCAACGGUUUAUUGGGAACCCAUAACUGGUUGCCCUAUGACAAGAACAUCUCCAACUACUUCAGCUUCACCAAAGACCCCACCGUCUCCAACGCAAAGACCCAGCGCUUCCUUCAGGGCCCCUUCGCCCCUGGCGCGGACCUCUGCUCCCGCACGCUGGCCGUGUCCCCCGAUGGGAAGCUGCUCUUCAGCGGGGGACAUUGGGACAACAGCCUCCGUGUCACCUCGCUGGCCAAAGGGAAGGUUGUUGGGCACAUCACCCGGCACAUAGAUGUUGUCACCUGCCUGGCGCUUGACCUCUGCGGCAUCUACCUCAUUUCUGGGUCCCGGGACACCACCUGCAUGGUGUGGCAGGUCCUACAGCAGGGUGGGUUCUCCAGCGGCUUGGCUCCCAAACCUGUCCAGGUCUUGUACGGCCACGACGCCGAGGUGACGUGUGUGGCCAUCAGCACCGAGCUGGACAUGGCGGUGUCGGGCUCCAAGGAUGGCACCAUCAUCAUCCACACCAUCCGCCGGGGUCUCUUCAUCCGGUCCCUGCGGCCGCCUGGCGAGA
Messenger RNA from Pterocles gutturalis (yellow-throated sandgrouse), 6034 nucleotides. RefSeq names its product neurobeachin-like 2 (gene NBEAL2). The annotation marks the transcript as partial. Gene Ontology annotation, biological process: intracellular protein localization. NCBI's taxonomy places the organism in Eukaryota, Metazoa, Chordata, Aves, Pterocliformes, Pteroclidae. The record is from RefSeq and is a predicted model, not a curated record. The transcript is spliced from 43 exons. Gene Ontology annotation, molecular function: protein kinase binding. Gene Ontology annotation, cellular component: membrane; cytosol.